GACCGCCAGGGCUGCACCAUGGUGGUGGGCAGCGACGGCCGCUACUUCAGCAAGACGGCCAUCGAGAUCGUCGUCCAGAUGGCCGCGGCCAACGGGGUAAGCGCGGGGCCUCUCGGCUCCGCCGGUGCUCGGCGCGUCAGUCAGGCUGUUCCGCUAGGCUUGGGCGAGGCUGGUGGUGAUACCUGUGUGUAACCCAGGUGCUCCUGGCAGCCCCGGGUACUGCGGGCCAACCGUAGUGCUGCACACCUCGCUUGAGACCUGAGUCAGAAGUGGUAGCUGAAAAGCACACCUUACUCUGUGGAGAAAGUUUAGCAGGGUCAAAAGUAAGUGUGUGGAAAGUAAGGGCAUCAGAUGUGUGCUCGCUGCUCAUGGUCUUCUAGGGAUGCUUGAGGAAAACGUGUUAUUAAAGGAAGAGGAAUUCAGCAAUUUGGCUGCAUCUUGAGAAAAUAAUUGUUCUUCUCUAUUCAUUGGAUGUCUGAGAUAAUAGUGAAGACAUUAGUGACAACCAAUCUGAUCAGAUGGGUUACAGCAUAUUUUACUCAAAUUUGAAAAUGUGAAAAAACUCAAGGGGGGAACUAAUGUUUUCUGAUAGAGGUGUUUAGACCCUUUGUCGGUUUGUACAUACAGAAAGCUGGGAAGUACCAGCUAGCACGGGCUUGAAGCAGAGUUGAAGCUGCUGUCUCCUAACUGCUGAGUCGACCCUCCAGUGAGCGCAGGCAGUGGGGAAUAGGUUGGGGGCACUGCUCACAGCUGGGAGCUGUGAGGCCCAGAGGAGGAUUUCGCCUCAGUUCCUCUCACUGCUGGCUCUGUGAGGGAAGCUCUGUCACUGCAGGGUGGGCAGGAGAAAGCACAGCAAAGGCUGCUCUGCCGAGCCUGUGGUUGCCCACAGCUCUUGUAUGCACAGAGUGAGCUGCAGCCGCAAGGUGACCACAAGGACUGAGAUCUGGGAGAGACCAGAAAUGUAGGGCUUAGAAGGCUGAGAGGUUCUCAGCCGGGCUGAGCUGCACUCAGGACUCUGUCCUGGCUAAUGUUGCUGUCAGCUUGAUUCCUUCCAGCUUCUCAUGUCACAUUUCCCAUUUUGUUCUGCUCCCCCUGCAGAUUAGGUCUUUUUGAUUGCAGGACAUUUCCAGUUUAGCAUAUUUUUGGCACUUUGCUCUAACAGGGCUUUCCCUCCCUUAAGUUAUUGCAGUUUUCUUGGAAGCACAGUUUCUCCUUACUGUUUUCUGAAGCCAAGAAACAAGAGUGUCUGCUGGCAGUUCCCACAGAUUCCUGAGUUCAAGCACCAUACUCUGGCUGGGGACACAGUCCUGACAAAUUCAGCAGGGUGGUGGUUGGUGGUGACAUUGAUCCUGCUCCCAUGUGCUCGUGCUCCAUUCCCCUCUGGCCUGCCGGCCGCUUGUCUGUUUCUCUACAGCACACUGUAAGUGCUGUAGCCUCACUUUUUUGCCUCCAAGGAAUACUCAUUACAUGUUUUAUUCUUUGAUUGCUAAUAAAUGACAGCUGAGAAAUUAUCUGAGCCUCCCCAAAGGCACCGUUUAGUGCUGUGCUGUAUGGUUCGGGUGGAGAACACCAAUACUGCUGAGGGCAAAUGCCUCUCCCUUUGGCCAAGGCAAAUGUCACUACAAGAAGCCUGGCCAGCAUCAAAAAGGAAAAAAAAAACAAAAAACAACAAGCUGGCAAACGCAGGGUGCGAUGAAAUGUGGAAGCUUGAAGCUGCCCUGAAAACCUUUAACCUCAGUGGAGUUCCAGGAGAGUGAUGGCCAAGUAGUGCUGACAAACUGAGCCAGAGUCUCCUUCCAGGAAGGCACAUUCUGAGUUCUCUGGUUUAUUGUGCCUGCUGAGUAUAAAAAUAAAGGGGAUUUUCUGUUAUCAACUGUAAAUGUAUUGCCCUUUAGAGUCACUAGGUUCCCCUUGUUCUAAUUUGGUGACUCACCCCGCAUUCUCCCUGCUUUAACAGCCUAGCACAGUUGGCACAGGCCCUAGGACAAGGAAUGAGCUGAGGCCCCCUGCCUGGUCAGCUGCCACUGCUUGCCCUGCCUUCCUGUCAUCAUUGAGCCCUCUGCUCACCCUACGAGCUGGGGCUGCAGGUACACCACGGCCACAGCUCCUGGGCUUCCACUGCUGGCAGUGGCUAGAGGGUAGCGUGUGCUAUGCGGUGGCCAUCAGCACAUGAUUCAUCAUGUCUUUCUGUUUGGAGAGGUAGCGUAGGUUAGCUGGAAGCAGCUGACUAGUGGUCAUCCUUUGACAGAGCGCACAGAUGGGAUUGAGGCAAACGUAUUUUGCUAAGAGGCUGCACGUCGUGGGAGUGUGAGGUCCUGUCCCAUUCCAGCUUGCAACAGGCAUUUCUGAGAAAUGAGAUGGUAGGAGAAUAUCUGAGGCAUCUCCCUUUUCACCUGCCAUCUGUCAGCAGUUUUUGUUUCUUAAUGCCAGAAAGAACUGAGGUAGAGGGCUCCAUCCUGUGUGACAAAGUCUCACUACAAAUUAAAUGCAAGUGUUCCGUUAGAGCCAUCAGCUGGGUGUGGUGCUUUAUUUUUGAGGCAAAGUUUAGAAUAAGUUUAAAUUAGAAACUGAUGUCUGGAUCUGAUCAGAUGAGUUGAUGAUCAUACUUGGCCUAUGGAGAGUUGUAGCAACAUUAUAGAGGUCAUGAAGCGUUGCUAAUAAUGCUGUAAAAGUUUGAGACGGCAAAGAAUUUUCCAGUUGUUUUUGCAAUGCCACGUUGUUUUUUGUUUCCCAUGAGAAUCUUAUCUUUCCUCCUUACACCUGUAUGGCUGACUUAUUUGCUUCUAUGUUAGGCGUGACACUAAGUUAUCAUUAGGAUACUACAGUGAAAGAAGACAUGUCCCCGUGCUGUCCAAGGUAUAAUCCACUUGCGUUAUGUUAUUUCAAGUUCAAUUGACUGAGGCAUGUGAAAGAAAAAUUAUAGAAAAGAAAAGUAAUAUUGCAUAAAAAUGUUGCUGUGAAAUACUUGUUAGGGUGACUAUACUCUUGGCCCUAAGAGUUUGCUGAGGACCAUCGUCUCUUGCUGCUGUUGCUACUAAAAGCAGAGGGACAAAAUAGGAUGUGGCAUGAGUGACAAAAUAGAACGUGGCAUUGUGCACAGUAUUAGAAGAGACAUUACAAGCCUGUGAUCUCGUAACCAUGCAAGUUUUUGAAUUCCAAAGAUAAUCUUCCAUGCUAUGAAACUGCCCACGAUUUUCAGAACGAUAUAACUGGAACUUCUUGUGAGUGAGUACGUGGACACUAUCUGGCUGCUGGUUUAGUCCAGAGAAGUCUGUAAAUCUGAGAGUUCAUUUCUUAAAAUUAAUUAGAUAUCAGUUUAAUACUUGAUUCAGAGACAUAAAGAAUAGCAACUGGGCUGAGAGUGGAUGAGACUGCAUUCCUGUCAUCAAAACGAAGAGAGGAAGAUGCUUACAUUUCUAAGGGGUGCCUGAACUCAGAGUUUCGUAAGAGCGCUGAAGACCUAUACGUGAAGUGAAGCUCUUUGCAGUAGUCACUGCAAACAGAGCAUCGUAAGACAUAAUUUCACUGUCUUAUUUAAUUCAGAAUACUAAACAUUAUGGUAUUUUUACAGGAUAGGAAUUAGUUUAAACAACUCCUGUACUGUUUCUGCACUAAUUCUAAGUAGUGUAGAAAUAACCACCUGAACAAAUAACUUGUCACAAAUAGUGAAAGCAACACAAAAUAGAUGCUGCGAUUCAUAUAGUUGCUGAGCAUACAGGAAAAUGGGAAAACUGCUUUGUUUGAACAGGAGAAAAGUGAAGAUGCAGUGAAGAGGCAGUGCCAGAUUAGUUGUGCAUUGUGAAUAGUCCGUGUUUUGGCUACUUAAGAGCGAUGAUUUCUGUGCACUUAUAAAAAACCUAAAGCUCACGUAGAAGUGUAGAAGAAUUCACAAUAUACCCUGCAUGCAAAUGUAAAUGUACUGAUACUUUAAUACCUCAUAAUACAUUCAGCAAAACAUAAUUUCUGUCAUCUUCCUUUUGCUUACCCAUCCACAAUAAUGUUUUAAAAGCCACUACCCUUUUCUGACAGCUGUAUUUGAAAAACUGAGUCUUCACUUGCCUUAGUGUUCUACAUGCAUAAUGGUUUAGAAAAGGGAGAGAAAGUGCUCAAAGCAAAUGUUUUCAUUACUUAUUUUCAUUUUAUUUCACAUAGUGAGGAUACAUAGUAUAGGCUAGAAGAAAGUUUGCUGAAGCCCGUUUCCCAGUGGUCUGUGUUUCUUCUAAUGCUUUGGUACAACGAGCAGUGAUGAUUAAAUGAUGGCACUCAUACAGCAGUCUUGGAAGAAAUCUCAUGUUGUUCGAAAGCUGCUCAUAGGCUGAAAAGAAGCCUUAAAAGGACACACUCAAAGUCAGAACAGUUUGAAACUAUUAGUAUUUCUAUUUCAAAUUACUACUUAUACGGCACUGGUAUAAAUAAAACAUUAAGUAAUACAGGUAAUGGAAAUCCUUUUUCCUUGAACAUGGUUCUGAAAGUGCCUCAAGGCAUAUGCUUGAACUGCUAGCAAUAUCACUGUCUCUCCUUGAGGAGUUUGGAUGGAGUUCUAUCCUGAGUAUUUUCUGAGGCAAAGGUAUGUCUGUGGAGAUACAGCCCAGAACAACUGGAAACACUUCUGCUUAUUUAUAUUAAAAAGUCUUCCUUAUUUCAUGACAUAAGAAUUGCAUUUCUGCAGUCAUAAGAAAGGUUAUAUGUAAACUGUUUUUGAAGCAGUUUCUAUUCAAAACAGUUGAGUAAAAAAAUUGCAAAUUCUGGAGAUUUUAAAUCUCCAUUUGGAGAGUUUUGGAGUAUUUGGAGAGUUUUAAAAGAUGCUAAGAACAUUACAUAAAUGCAGAGUGCUCCGGUCAGCAAGAGAUACCAGUUUGGUUCUGUAAUUGGUGAAAUGUCAGCCCCUUCACUAAGAUUUGGAGACUAAGUAGAAGGAACAUAUCUUCAUUGUUGCUCAUGAGACUUGUAAAUUGUAUUUACAGGUAAUUGGAAUAUGUACAAUAAAUUGGGAGAUACACAAUACUUGUACUGUAAAUUGCUGCUUAGUUAUACCUGCAGAGAGAACCAAGAGUCUGGUUAGCACCUCGGUUUUUCAUGUUGAGCUGAAACUGUAGUAUCUGUGUAGGUAAUGAAGGCAAGGAUUUGAAAUUGGAAUCAUGCAGUGGAGUUGUGUGUAACACCAAACACACUGAGGCAGUGUUUAAUAACACCACCUGAAGGCUUUUUUUACUUUAAGACUGGUGGGAACUUCCUUGCUCAGCUGUGUCCUGGAAACAAUCCCUGUUCGUCUGAAAUAGCCAAAGAGUAAAUGAUGACUGAAGGAAGAGUGGUAUUUUCUGCAGGACUGGACAUCCAAGGGUGUCUGUGAUACAGAGAUGUGACUCAGAGAUUACACAUUUUAGAAAUAUAUUGUAGUUAUAUUUGCAGUUGCUCUGAAAAGCCCCUCCGUGAAAGCCACCAAGUUGCUUGCUGUUCUCUUUUAUGCUGAUUGAAGCUCCAACCUUGCUUGCUUCCACACACUCAACCCUAAAACUUACUGUUAUUAGAGGGGCUUUAGUGUUCGAUCAGGAUACCUGGAAAGGUCUGAUAGCAGGAUCAUACCCCUGUACAGUGAUGUGAGCAUGUAGUUUGCUGUUGUGUCUGUGCUUCUUCCUGCCCUGGGCAUACAGAAUACAGCAUUUGUUAUUGGCACUCCAGUGUAGCAGGUAACCAGCUCCUGUUUGCGUAUUUCUCUGCAACAAAUAGGUUCCAUGAUUGGCAGAUUGGUUAUUGGGCAGAAUGGUAUCUUGUCCACACCUGCCGUUUCAUGUAUUAUUCGAAAGAUAAAAGCAGCUGGUGGGAUUAUUCUAACAGCCAGCCACAGUCCUGGGGGACCUGGAGGAGAGUUUGGAGUCAAGUUUGAGGUUGCAAAUGGAGGACCUGCUCCAGAUGUAGUUUCAGAUAAAAUUUAUCAAAUCAGCAAAACCUUGGAGGAAUAUGCCAUUUGUCCUGAUCUCAGAGUUGAUUUAUCUCGCUUAGGAAGACAAGAGUUUGAUCUGGAGAACAAAUUCAAACCUUUCCGAGUGGAAAUUGUUGAUUCUGUGGAUAUCUACCUCAAUCUCCUUCGAAAUAUCUUUGACUUCAAUGCCAUCAGAAAUUUGUUGACUGGACCCAACCAGAUCAAAAUCAGGAUUGAUGCCAUGAAUGGAGUUAUGGGACCGUAUGUGAGAAGAAUCCUCUGUGAUGAAUUAGGAGCUCCUGCAAAUUCUGCUAUAAACUGUAUUCCUCUGGAGGAUUUUGGUGGACAGCGUCCUGAUCCCAAUUUAACAUAUGCAACUGCCUUGCUGGAGGCUAUGAGAGGUGGAGAGUAUGGGUUUGGAGCUGCUUUUGAUGCUGAUGGAGACCGCUAUAUGAUCCUUGGUCAAAAUGGUUUCUUUGUUAAUGCGUCUGAUUCAUUGGCAGUUAUUGCUGCCAAUCUGUCUUGCAUUCCAUACUUCUGUCAGAUGGGUGUCCGAGGAUUUGGUAGGAGCAUGCCCACCAGCACAGCCCUGGACAAAGUGGCGAAAGUAAUGAAGGUUCCUGUGUAUGAAACACCAACAGGAUGGAGAUAUUUUUCCAAUCUCAUGGAUUCUGGACGUUGCUCACUCUGUGGGGAGGAAAGCUUUGGCACUGGGUCUGAUCACCUUCGAGAGAAAGAUGGACUGUGGGCUGUUCUAGUUUGGCUUUCAAUCCUGGCAGCUCGAAAGCAGAGCGUAGAAGAAAUCGUCAGGGAUCACUGGGCAAAGUUUGGUCGACACUACUACUGCAGGUUUGAUUACGAAGCAUUGGAACCCAGAACAGCAUAUUUCAUAAUGAGAGACCUGGAAGCUUUGAUCACUGACAAGUCAUUCAGCCAUCAGCAGUUUGCUGUGGGCAGCAGUAUCUACAGUGUGGAAAGAACAGACAGCUUUGAGUACAUAGAUCCUGUGGAUGGCACUGUGACCAAAAGACAGGGGCUGCGGAUUGUUUUUUCAGAUGCUUCCAGGCUCAUCUUUAGAAUGAGUGCUUCUAGCCAUGUGAGAGCUACUCUCCGGAUCUAUGCAGAGAGUUAUGAGAAGGAUCCUAGCCAACACAAUAAGGAGCCACAGGCUGUGCUGAGUCCUCUUAUAGCGAUCGCACUGAAAAUAUCUCAGAUCCAUGAGAGGACAGGGAGAAAGGGACCCACUGUCAUCACCUGAAGCUGCAGAGGAUUGUUAAACCAGGGCCAAAAGACGAACAGCAAGGAGAAGACAGGACUUUGCUGAAACAUGUUAGCUGUUUGUGCCUUGUAUGGUUUAAAAACUUUUCUUGGGGAUAGAGGGAGGUGGAAUGAAAAAUUCAAUAUCAUGUCAAGCAUAUUCAGUUACAUUGAUCUCCAAAGACAGUAGUGUAUUGACUUCUUUGUUUUACCUGUAAUAUCUUUAUUUCAGAUAACAAUAUAACAACAGAAAAAGGCCUUAACUCCUAAACGAUGCCAGCAGUGUGACAGAAAAGGCAAACUGCUUUUUUUGAAUACUAUGAUAACAGUUGGGGAAAUUUCAGUUAUGGAGAGAGGGGGAGAGGCUGCAAAGCAAAGACAUGUUUGGGAUCCUUGUAUCCUUAUUGUUGGUUUACAGAGACAUAUGCAAAACAUGUCUGGGGCCUAAGGGCUCUGUACUAAGCUUUGCAAAGUGAGCAUUUUCUCAUCUGACAUCGCUUCUUCUCUCCAGUCUUUCACAUUGCUCACAGAUAACACGCUGGCAGCAGUGUUGUAUACACACUUGCACAUGCUCCCAAAGAAAGUGUCAUCCCAUAUUUUUUACCCCUGCUUUUAAAACAUAUCAGUCCUACUUGUGCCUUUGCAUUUUCCUGAUUUUUGACUCUUUCGAGGCAGUUGUGCUGUAGAAGCUGAUUGUGUCCUUGCAGCAAUAUGUUGGGUAUAGGAUCUUGGCUGUCUUUUGCAAUAUUCCUCAUGCCAGAAGAUGAUACUGGUGCUUAUUAUGUUUGAAAGGCAAUUGCUUCAAGUUCAGCAAUUUUACAUAAAGAAGUUACGAUGGAAGUUUUUAAAGUCUUUGCAAUAGUCAUGUUUCACUUACCACAGAGUGGCAAGUGAAGUGUGUAGUGAAGAGGAAAUGUAAACAAACACUAAUGAUUUACAUAGAAAUAACUUGUAUCAUUCAGCAGCUAGACUCAGCUUUUGUUAGUUUUUUUCUUACAGUGGAUCAUGAAACAAAAAGUUAGGGAGUGCCAAGAGUGAAGAGAUGACCUGGUAUAAAUCUGAGAAGGGCAUCUGGGGAUAUAGACAUCAGCAUUUUUCUGCUUGUGAAAUGAUACUGCAGUUCUAGCUACAGUACUGUGCUCUGCAUAAGAACUCAAAGACUUUAUGCAUGUGACUUGUUUGAAAGCUUUGCUUCCUUGGGAACAGUGUGGUCACUUGUAUGAUUUGUUAAGGUGGCUUUGUACCACCUGCCUCUUCGCAGUGUGUUUCAUUUCAUUGUGGUUGUCAAAUCUAAUGCAAUUUAUAUAACAUUGCAGCAGAAGAAAUUGUUUUGAUUUCUUUCAACACUUCUGUCGAAAAAUUUCUAUGACACUGAGUACACAAUAAAGAGAAAUGCUAUAUUUCUGUCUUGUUGGCAAGACACACUGCACUUUCAAGCAUCCUAAUAAAACUGCUUUUCAUACAGUUA
Molecule: messenger RNA, 8645 nt
Organism: Gallus gallus (chicken)
Lineage: Eukaryota; Metazoa; Chordata; Aves; Galliformes; Phasianidae
Gene: PGM5
Product: phosphoglucomutase 5
Exons: 11
Coding region: 5733-7178 (481 amino acids)
Biological process (GO): carbohydrate metabolic process; myofibril assembly; striated muscle tissue development
Cellular component (GO): cell-substrate junction; cytosol; sarcolemma
Molecular function (GO): phosphoglucomutase activity
Source: RefSeq, a predicted model, not a curated record